AUGACGGCAAUUCUUUUGCGAAAAUUGAUUUCGCAUGGCUCUUGGACACCAUCGAAAUCUGAGUUUCUUUUUGCGCUGUCCUGUUUGUCUCAAGAAGAGCAGUCCACGGCAAUGCGUUACGCAUUUCAACGAGAUGUUUUAAGCAGCAUGUGUGGUAAAAUUCUAACCAGGCACGUGAUAUCCGGUGUGCUGGGCAUGCCCUCGAACAUGAUUUGUAUCGAACGAACAGACAUGGGCAAACCGUUCGUUUCUAAUGCUGAUCAGAAUAUCGAUUUCAAUAUUUCUCACGGCGGUGAUCUCACAACUUUGGUUGCUGUCCAACAAGGUAGUUGCGGUGUAGACGUUAUGCGUGUUGAGCUGCCUCGUAAGUACCUUAAGUGGUAUCGGUAA
This is a messenger RNA of Echinostoma caproni, 390 nucleotides long. Lineage: Eukaryota; Metazoa; Platyhelminthes; Trematoda; Plagiorchiida; Echinostomatidae. The record is from the annotation of a GenBank genome assembly.